Corylus avellana is the source of this 1036-nucleotide messenger RNA. Lineage: Eukaryota; Viridiplantae; Streptophyta; Magnoliopsida; Fagales; Betulaceae. The record is from RefSeq and is a predicted model, not a curated record.
AAAGAUGCCUCAAAAUGGGAGGGAGGAGAACGGUUACGACCCGGAAGAUGAUCGAAAUGUUAACCACGACAACGGGAAGCUCGAAGAAUUGGGAGAGUUGUCGGUAGAGAGGCUGUUCGAGAACCAAGAGGUGCCGUCGUGGAGGAAGCAGCUGACGGUGAGAGCCUUCGUGGUGAGCAUACUGUUCAGCUUCAUAGUGAUGAAGCUCAACCUCACCACCGGUAUCAUUCCUUCGCUCAACCUCUCCGCCGGUCUAUUGGGGUUCUUCUUCGUGAAGACGUGGACCAAAUUGCUUCGGAAGUCCGGCUUGUUGAAGCAGCCCUUCACCAGGCAGGAAAACACCGUCAUCCAGACCUGUGUUGUCGCCUCCUCCGGCAUCGCCUUCAGUGGAGGUUUUGGAACUUAUCUGUUUGGAAUGAGUGAACGCAUUGCCAAACUAUCAACAAACACUCAUGAUUUCAAAAACCCAUCAUUAGUAUGGAUAAUCGGCUUUCUCUUUGUUGUCAGCUUUCUUGGACUCUUCUCGGUGGUGCCUCUCCGAACGAUUAUGGUCAUAGACUUCAGACUCACAUUUCCAAGUGGUACUGCAACCACUUAUCUUAUCAACAGCUUCCACACUCCUCUAGGAGCCAAACUAGCAAAGAAGCAAGUGAGAGAGUUGGGCAAGUUUUUCAGCUUCAGCUUUUUAUGGGGUUUCUUCCAAUGGUUCUAUACUGCUGGAGACGAUUGUGGAUUUGCAAGCUUCCCUUCAUUAGGCCUCAAAGCAUAUAAAUACAAAUUUUAUUUUGAUUUCUCAGCAACAUAUGUUGGAGUUGGAAUGAUUUGUCCCUAUAUCAUAAAUAUAUCAGUGCUGGUUGGAGGGAUUCUUUCUUGGGGUCUGAUGUGGCCUCUCAUAGAAAAAAGAAAGGGUGAUUGGUAUUCUGCAGACCUGCCCGAAACCAGUCUCCAUGGUCUUCAUAAUAGAUCGAUGAGUUUAGUUAAAAUAAAAGUGCUUCCAAGCUAUCAAGUAGGGAAUUUAUUUCAAUAUAGUUUUUAA